Oryzias latipes (Japanese medaka) is the source of this 7224-nucleotide messenger RNA. It is a transcript of the gene cpeb4b, whose product is annotated as cytoplasmic polyadenylation element binding protein 4b. NCBI's taxonomy places the organism in Eukaryota, Metazoa, Chordata, Actinopteri, Beloniformes, Adrianichthyidae. The record is from RefSeq and is a predicted model, not a curated record. Gene Ontology annotation, molecular function: translation factor activity, RNA binding; mRNA regulatory element binding translation repressor activity; mRNA 3'-UTR binding. Gene Ontology annotation, biological process: negative regulation of cytoplasmic translation. Gene Ontology annotation, cellular component: cytoplasm; nucleus; neuron projection.
UUGGUGCAUGGCUGCUAAAUGUUGAAGAAAUUGGGCGAGGCCGCCAGUCGUUUGUCCAAUGGCACGUCGAGGUGUGGUUCUUUAAAGGCGUGGAAAGGGCGGAGCUAGAAGCGGAAGUGUGCCUCGGCUGAUCUCUCUCGCUGUCAUUCGGCCACGGUCGGUUCCAGGAGAGAGGGGCAAGAAGUACAGAGGGAUCCGCUGGCUGUGGAGGAUUGACAGCUUGUCAGAAACGAUUCUGGAAUCAAAUGAACAAUGAAACCGAUCGCAUCAAGACUGUAAAAGAAACGCUCGCUUGUCACAUUAACAAAGCCGUUUGAUCACGUAGUCCAGAGAGAUCCGUGUCAUUGAGCAGGCAGGACACGUCAGGAGCAGGGAGGGAAAAAAAAAAAAAAAGCUGACCGACUGCACUGUACGAGUCAGCUUUAAAUCGCCUCUGAAAAGCCUAGCUCGCUGCACUCAGCUCGCCAAGGACACCAUCUAGCUUUCAGUCCAAGAGGAAGAUCUCGACAAAAACAACGCCGAGGUCGAAGGUGGUGAUCGAAAGGACCAAAGAGAUCACGAUAGCAUUUGUUCUGGGGAACAAAACAAAUGGGGGAUUACGGGUUUGGUGUUCUAGUUCAAAACAACACUGGCAACAAGUCUGCAUUCCCGGUCCGAAUCCACCCGCAUCUGCAGCCUCCCCACCACCACCAAAAUGUGUCCCAGAGCCCCGCUGCUUUCAUAAACAGCACCACGGCCACGGGGAACGGCAGCACGGGAGGCUCUCCCUGGCUCUUCUCUAACUCUGCCACCCACAACAGUGUGCAAGAUGAAAUCUUGGGGGGGGCAGAGAAGCCCAAAGCACAGCAGCAACAGGAAAUGCAAGAAUCGCAGGAGAAGCAGCAGUUAUCUCCAGGGAGUCACCAGGAAGGUGGAAGCAAUGGUGGGAUAAUUUCAGAACUGGAAAAAGCCAAGGAAACCAAGACAGAGAAUGGUACAUCUGAGGGUGGCAAUGGUAAGGAGAAGCAGCUUCGCCUUGAGUCACCUGUCCUGACUGGCUUUGACUACCAAGAAACAUCUGGCCUUGGGGGAACUGGUCCAGUACAGUCCAGCACCACCUCGUCAUCACUUACUGGCUUCAACAAUUGGUCAGCUGCCAUUCCGCCUGCACCGUCAACCAUCAUCAAUGAAGAUGUCAGCUUCUUCAACCCGGUCUCGGCCAACAAUGGCACUCUGCUGUUCCAGAACUUCUCCCACCAUGUUAGCCCAGGGUUUGGUGGGAACUUCUCCCCCCAGAUUGGACCAGCUGCAGCUCUGUCCCAGCACCAUCCAGCGCCACCACCGCACCCCCACUUCCAGCACCCCCACAACCAACAUCAGCAACACAGGCGUUCCCCAGCCUCCCCCCACCCUCCACCCCCCUUUCCGCAUCGAAAUCCAGCUUUCAGUCAGCUGCCACAUUUGUCCAACAGCUUGAACAAGCCCCCGUCCCCCUGGGGUUCAGCUAGCUACCAGAGUCCCUCUCCCUCCCCUGGAUCUUCAACUUCAUGGAGUCCUGGAGGAGGUUAUGGCAGUGGUGGUGGUGGUUGGGGAGGCUCUCAGGGUAGAGAUUAUCGUCGUGGACUAAACGGCGGGAUGACUCCGAUCAACUCUAUCUCUCCACUGAAAAAGACUUUCCCUAACAACCACGUGACAUCCCAAAAGUAUCCUCGAAACGGUCCGGCGGGCUUCAACCCCAAGUCCUGGAUAGAUGAUGGCGUUAGCCGCAGUGAUAACAUUUUUCCUUUUCAGGAACGCACCCGCUCAUUUGACAGCUUCAACAUGAACACUUUAGAGAGCUCCCUGAUUGACAUCAUGAGGGCAGAGCAAGACACCCUGAAAGGUCGUCUGGGGUUCCCCCACCCAGGAGGGGACAACCCUCUCCCCCUCAAUGCCAGGAAUUAUAACAGAAGACGAGGCCACUCCUCUCUCUUCCCCAUGGAAGAUGGAUUUCCUGAUGAGGAGCGUGGCGAUCAGGGUCUUCCAGGCCUGGGCUCUCCACACUGCUUCCCACAUCAGAACGGAGAACGCGUGGAACGCUACUCCCGCAAGGUCUUUGUUGGAGGCCUGCCACCAGAUAUUGACGAAGAUGAGAUAACCGCCAGUUUCCGACGUUUUGGACACCUGUUUGUAGACUGGCCUCACAAAGCAGAGAGUAAAUCCUAUUUCCCACCUAAAGGCUACGCCUUCCUGCUGUUCCAGGAUGAGAGCUCCGUGCAGGCUUUGAUUGACGCUUGCAUCGAGGAGGACGGCAAGCUGUACCUCUGCGUGUCCAGCCCCACAAUCAAAGACAAGCCAGUCCAGAUUCGGCCCUGGAACCUGAAUGAUAGUGAUUUUGUGAUGGAUGGUUCCCAGCCUUUGGAUCCCAGGAAAACCAUCUUUGUGGGAGGUGUUCCUCGUCCACUCCGCGCAGUGGAGCUGGCCAUGAUUAUGGACCGUCUGUACGGCGGGGUUUGCUACGCCGGCAUUGACACCGACCCGGAGCUGAAGUACCCCAAGGGAGCGGGGCGGGUCGCCUUCUCUAAUCAGCAGAGCUACAUUGCUGCUAUCAGUGCUCGCUUUGUACAGCUGCAGCAUGGAGAAAUCGAUAAACGGGUGGAAGUGAAGCCAUAUGUGCUGGAUGACCAGCUGUGCGAUGAGUGCCAGGGAACUCGCUGUGGCGGCAAGUUUGCACCGUUCUUCUGCGCCAACGUCACCUGCCUGCAGUACUACUGCGAGUACUGCUGGGCAGCCAUCCACUCGCGUGCCGGGCGAGAAUUUCAUAAACCCCUGGUGAAAGAGGGAGGCGACCGACCCCGCCACAUCUCAUUCCGCUGGAACUGAGCGGAUCUGCAGAGAGGGAGAGGCAACAGAGGAGCAGGAGGGCAGGUAGUGCAGGAGUCGCAAGUUAUUGUAAAAAUAAAUGCACUUUUCUGUUGCUCGUUCCUCCUUUUGCUCUAACUUCAUCAAAACCUUUUAUUCUUUUUAUUUUUUUCUUUAAAGUUAAUAUAUAUCAAAAAUGUCCAGAGAAAUUGGAGCAAAACACAGAUGUCCAUUUAGGAAAAAAAUGUGUAACAUCAUUUUAUUUAUACUUUUGAUUUUUUAAAGGUAUUUUUAUGAUUUAAAAAAAAUAUAUAUAUAUCAGAAUUAACAUGUGAGUAUGGUACUGUGUUUUUUAAUUGGCAUAUUUUUCUAAAACCUUUUAGUUUCUUUUUCAUUUUGAUAUAAGCCCAAAAAAAGUCAUUAUUUGUCGUCCAGUUGACUUUAAUAUUGUAGCAAAGACUUCUUACAGUCUGACAAACAAACGCCGUCGACACCGGCGAGUUCCUUUUUCAGUUUGAUUCGGAGAUAGUUUGCAGGAGGCUUCAGAGCAAGUGGGACUUUGAGUAGAAAAAAGGGAGUCGCUGAAGAAGAGUGCACUUAUUUCCAGUUUAAAUACUGAAGACGCAGUAUAUGAAAUCCUUUUUUGUAGUUAACCAAAGCCAAAAUCGUAAUUAACUUUGAAGCGAAAGGGCCCGCUGCAGAAGGAAAGGGACUCUUUCUUUCCCCUCCCAGAUCGACGUGUUUGAUCUGCUUUUUUAUGAUUUCCAAGACCGUACCAACAUUUUGAUGCUACUUGAAAAAAUUGCAAAAGAGUUUUUAGCAACACCAGAGAUGGGUUUCGAUCUUCAUAUUUGACAUGCAAAAACUAAUACCUCAAACUCAGCUGCUAAUGUGCCGAACACAGUAGAAAAAGAAGAAGAAGAAGAGAAAAGCAAGUCAAAACAUUAAUGCAGUCUGUUCUCCUUUCCUUAGAACUAAAAUCAGAGGGGAGCGCUGCAACAGACACAAAGUGAUGUAACUGGCACAGUUUUGUUGGAACUUGCUUCAUCACCUCCUUAUUUUUGUAAUCAAACCCAGGGUUGUGCUAGAGACAGACAGAGUGUUGUGCAGUGCGUGGGGUUAACGUAUGGCGUGGGCUAGGCUACAGACGCAGCAGGAAAAACAAAGAAAAAAUUAAAGAUGAAAGCAGCCCCACAUCUCUUCUGCAUGUCUGGCUCUCUGCUAGCUCCCAGCUAACAGAACGGCUACGCGGUGGAUCGAAAACCUGUUUCCUGUGCUUGCACAUGACAGGGCUCAGAUCCAGAUCCUUCAGGACGAGUGGUCUAAGGCUGGUCGAGUGGCUGCCUUUACUGCCACAAACAGGAAAUGCCUGAAUAUGUUUUUGUUUUUUUUUACGUGUUUGUGCAAUGCUCCCAAGUCUUUAAUGACAGAGUGCUACUUUGCACCCAAGAGUGAGCUACAUCCAGUCAUUAAAGUAGCAACUAACGCUGAUCUGCUUCUGAGUCGCGGAUCCUUCCUUCCGUCGAACCCUCUGUCCUUUCUGCUGCCAAGCUAGUCCAACUCAGCAUCCAGUGUUUUUUAAAGCAUAAAUGAAGAUAGUGUCUGCAGUGUGCUCUACUACUACACACACGUCACCCUACAUGCAGUUUGCGCUCAGCGGCGAGAUUUGAAAGCCCGUCUGGCUUUGGCGGCGAACCAAAGAUGACUGUGCAGUAGUGGGUCAUACUCAUCAUUUGUACGUUACUCUCAUCUUCAUUCCCACAAAUCCGUCACUUCUACAUUUAUUUUUGAACCUGUUAAGCCCUGAUGGACUCCAGCAAACCAAAGAUUGGCCUUGAAACAUGAUCCACGCAGUCCGUGUAGUAACAGUAUACAUGCUGCAGAUGUAGGAGAGCGGAAUCAGAACCAUCAGAACACCUCUAUUUACCCAGCAGGGCUUACAGACACACAAAUGAAAGCUCCUUCGCUCAAAGUGGAGGAGGCGCUGUUAGGCUCCUUUAUUUUUAUUUUUUUUAAAUCUCCAAUAGCUCUGCAGGUUUGGGAAAAACAAAUGGAAAGUGCACAACGCCGCAGUGAGGGUGAAACCAACCCUCACAUGCUUUUUUUCUUUGGUUUCUAUUUUCCUUUCUUCUUCAUUUUGACAUUUGAACUCACUCAGUGGCUACCUUCUAGCCGAGCAUUUAAACGUCAGGGAGUUAGUACAGAAACUUGAUUUUACACACUAGUGAGAAUCCUCAUAUUGGCGCGGUGUCGCCGCACCCUGGACUUUAGUUUCGCGGGUGCAGUGGGUGAGCAUUUUAGAAGUUAAAACACUUUGUGAAGAAUUUGCUGUUAAAAGAGUUUGAAAAAACAAAAAAAAAAGAAAAUAAUUUUAUACAUGGCCUGCUGAUUUUUUGGUACAGUGUUUUCUAGCUAAAUUAUUUUGUCAUGCACAUAUGAACAUUUAUUAUGCACUACUUUUCUAAAUAUUUUUUCUUUUUCCAACAGUCAUUUUAGGCACAUUUUUCACAAAAUGGGGAAACUCCUUUUUGCAAUACCUCAAUUUUUCACAUUGUGAAAGGUAGCUUUUGUACUUUUGUUACUGAGAGAUCUGCAUAUAUGGAAAUGUUCAUUUUAAAGAAGAAAAAAAAAAGUUGAGUGAUUUCAAGAUAUAUUAUUUUCAAUUAUGCUUUUUAUACAUUUCAGUGCUGAGGAAUCUUUACAACUAAGUGCUCACUUGUGUUGAUGCGACUUCAGAUCUGCAGAGGAGAGACCAAAGCAUCCCUCUCUUGGUCUUAGCUUUUUCGUACUCUACUUGUUUCCAGUCAGUCUGGUUGCUAACCGUCAAAACAACAACGGGAAAAAAAACAACAACUCGUCAUUUGAAUCUGUUUGUCUCUAAAUAUGGCUACACAAAGGUAGAACUUCUGUCUUGGUUUCCUCUCCAUAGAUGGAGCAGAACUUGUUUUGAGGAGAAUGCAAAAUCGGGUUCAUGCUUAACGCUGAGCCUCGUAUCACAAGAAUGGAUGUUUGAUGUUUAGAUAUUUUAAUAUUUGAAAAAGUAUAUAGACAUAUACAUUAAAUAUAUAUAAUAUAAAUAUAUAUAUAUAUAUAUUCUUGAACUUGCCAGCUAGCACCUAUUGUAACCCUUAGCAUGCAUGACGAAAAAAAAGAGAAAGUACAUGAAUUAGCUAUUAAAACUAAUCGUUGUGGUGUGCACCAAAUGUUUCCCAACUAUUCAGUUAAGGACACCCAGACCCCGCCCCCUCACCUUUGCUCCCGCCCCUCAUGUCAAUCUCCUAGUUGGCAGAACUCUGCAAGAUGCACAGGACACAGAGAUAGAAAUUUAAAAAAUAAAUGAAUAAAAAUAUCCACACAAAAAAACAGAAGGAACCCAUAAGUUUAAAGUGAUGUGGCAGUGCAGGAGCAUCCUUUUAGAACACUGUUUAAAAGAAGACUUGAGAACUCAUCUUUAUAUAGACUUAUCUGGAGGAAGGGGAACUUCAAGACUUGAAUGUGGUAAAUGUUGCAAGUUAACUUCAAGUUGUUAUGUGCAAUACUUCUUUUGAACCCUUUUCCAGAUAAAAAACAAAAAAAAGUAAAAAAAAAAACAAAAAUACUCUUUGCAAUGUAAUUCUUUAAUGCCAUUUUUAAUUGCAGACAUUUAAUUAAAGAAGAUGUUAAUAUGUUUUUCACAGUCAUUUUCUACUGUUAUUGUAAUCCUUUUCAUGCUGGUGUUUGUAAAAAAGAAAAGAAAUCAAACUAUUUGUACUAAUAUAAAUAAUUGAAGUUAUUUUUAAAACAUUAAAGGUUUUUUGUGCUCAUUUGCUUAUUUUGUUUAUUUUAAGCUACUGUGAUUGACUGCAUUGUAAUUAUUAGGUCAACAAUGUAUUUAGCUGUUUAUUGGUAUAUUUUUAAUUGGAAUGUAUAAUUGAUUUUUAUAAUUUUGAUCAGAUUUUUGUUAUAUUUUUGAGGUGAAGCUUUUAAUAUGUUAAAGUGUCUAGUUUUUACUAAUUGCUAUAUUGUGCUCCACAAUAUAUGGUUCACAUUUUCUGAAGGAAAAUAAAUAUUUAAAUAUUUGUCUGUUAAUGAUGUUACUUAAUGGCAAGAUUUCAAUAGUUUUUAACUGUGUAUGGAAAGGUUGUUGUAUUUAUUAAUAGCAUUUUUUACUUAAGAUAUCACCUUAAUUUUUAUUGUCAUUUCACUUUAUAAGUUCCUAUUUUUGUAUUUUCCUUUCUAAUUAAGUUAUGUAAUACGGAUUUGUCCAUAUUUCUAGGAGUUGGUCUGUAGAAGUGCUAGUGAAACAAAAAAGAAAAAUCUAAUGUUAUUUAAUUGUUUGCAGCCAACUAUUUAUAACAGUAUGCAUAAUUUUUAAAUAUUUGUAAUGUGAAAUGUUGAAUGAAAUAAAUCUUAACUGUGAUGACA